Molecule: messenger RNA, 870 nt
Organism: Brachypodium distachyon (stiff brome)
Lineage: Eukaryota; Viridiplantae; Streptophyta; Magnoliopsida; Poales; Poaceae
Exons: 2
Coding region: 1-870 (289 amino acids)
Molecular function (GO): protein binding
Source: RefSeq, a predicted model, not a curated record
AUGGCGAGGAACCAACAUUGUGCCCCGGGCAAACGUACAUGUCUGUGUGUACCAUCGACGGCCCUCCAACACACCCUCGUCGACAACCUACCCUAUGAUGUCCUGGAGAACAUCUUCACGCGGCUGCCAGUAAAGUCGGCCGCCCACUGCCGCUGCCUCUCCCGCUCGUGGGCCUCCGCCGACUUUGUCCAUGCCUACCGUCACCUCGCCAAUGACGACGGCGGGCCCUGCUUCUUCUUCCUCCCGAACAGAACAGUAGUAAUCUGCAGGGCCGUUUGGACCACCACGUGCACGGCAUACGCUUGGUCCUUCAGGCGUCCCGGCGAUGACGAGGCGUUGCCGCUGCUCGGGGUCCUACCCAAGAACUGGGCCAUCUCGGGACGGGGCUGCGUCACCCGUCCAUGCCACGGGCUCGUCGUCGUCGAGAUCCGGGACGAGAAUUACCGCCAGGUGUACUAUUGCGUGCACAACCCCUCUACCUGCCAGCUGGUGCCGCUCCCGGACCGCUGCUUAACGGGGCGCCGUUGGUCAAAUUCAUGGACGGAUAACUAUCGCUUCACGAUCUAUGAGACCCUCAGGCUCGGCUACGAUGCCCGCAGCCAAAAGUACGAGGUGGUGCGGGUCCAUUACCGCGGGUUGCCACCGGAUUCAGAGAUGAUGAAAGAACGCAAAGGCUUGCUCCCGAUCGUCUGCGAAAUCUACAUGGUGAACGACUCCAUGGCCGGGUUCUGGCGGGUACCGGCAGCGCGUGGUGGAGCCGGGGCAAAGGUUCCAGCAGGGUGGGUGAGCUCUUACGAGCCGAGCGUCUACGCACAGGGCCACGUGCACUGGCCGGCUCAGAAGCAGAAGCCAAAGAGGCACCCGCCCUAG